Messenger RNA from Perognathus longimembris pacificus (Pacific pocket mouse), 441 nucleotides. RefSeq names its product keratin-associated protein 9-3-like. Lineage: Eukaryota; Metazoa; Chordata; Mammalia; Rodentia; Heteromyidae. Bases 1 to 441 code for a protein of 146 amino acids. The transcript has a single exon. Gene Ontology annotation, cellular component: keratin filament. The record is from RefSeq and is a predicted model, not a curated record.
AUGGCCUGCUGCGCUACGAGCUUCUGUGGGUUUCCCAGCUGCUCCACCAGUGGCAACUGUGGCUCUAGUUGCUGCCAGCCCAGCUGCUCCCAGUCCAGCUGCUGCCAACCCAGCUGCUACCAGCCAAGCUGCUGCCAGCCAAGUUGCUGCCAGCCAAGCUGCUGUGGAACCAGCUGUGGUAUGGGAGGCGGCCUCAGCUGUGGCCAGGAGGGAGGCUCUGGAGCCAUGAGCUGCAGAGUCCGGUGGUGCCGCCCAGACUGCCGUGUGGAGGGCACCUGCCUGCCUCCCUGCUGCGUGGUGAGCUGCACGCCCCCCACCUGCUGCCAGCUGCACCAUGCCCAGGCCUCCUGCUGCCGCCCAUCCUACUGUGGACAGUCCUGCUGCCGCCCCGCCUGCUGCUGCCACUGCUGCCCACCCACCUGCUGCCAGCCCUCCUGUUAA